AUGCAGCUUCAAACAAAAUUAAUUAUUCUUGACACCUUUGAUGGUGCAUCAUAUCCUUAUACCACAAUGGAAUUUAAUGACAAAACAAAAAUGAAAGAUAUUGCAAAUUUUGUUUUAGCAAAAUCUAACCAUUUUACGCUUCCAAUGGGUAUUCAAAUUCGAGAUAAACGAGUUGGUUUUGUCAUUUUGGAUGAUGACUAUUUGAAAGAAUUUAAUCCUUUCAAUCCAACCGCAAUCAAUUCAGCAACAGAAUAUGUCGAAGUACAAGUCACCUUACGAAGCCAUGUUCCUAAUUCAAAUGCUGAUCAAGAAGUCAGGCAUUCUGAAGAUGCUGUAGACAUUAACGUCCAGGACAAUGCACGUGUACAACCAGUUCGCGAAUCACUGCCGGUUCCAGAAUCACUGGCACCCCCUUCAGUUCGAUUAUCAAAUGAUUCGAAAAUGGGUUUUCCUUCGCGUCAUAAUGUCAACCAGUCCCAACGUAAUCAAUAUUCUAGUGAUCGUAAACUUGUUAUGAUACAGGGCAAAAAAAGUCCAAGCUGUAGAAACCGCGUAUUGCCUCGCUUUAGAAUUUGGCACGAUGAAAUUAAAAACAUACUACCUGGUACUACCUGGAAUUUACUUGUUUAUAUUGUACUGGAUGUGCGAAAAUCAGGAAAACGCACGCUCUACUAUCAUCCAAUACGAACUUUUGUUAAUGGAGAUAAUGUAAACAAACGAUUGGACCAUUAUGAAAUACCUAUUGGGAACAAGGAUUGGGCAAGCGCGCAAGGGACAGAGCUCGAAUUGAUAGUUUUGACGAUGAAAGAAGCAAAAUUAUAUUAUUUUGAACCCGUACGUGUUUUAUGCGAACUCGAAGACAACAAUAACAGCAGAUCGUCAGUUGAUGACAAUGAAUCAUGUCAUUUUGCUCUUGUUCUUAAAAGAAAUGAUCUUAUCCAAUGGGAGACUUUGGUGCUAUCGAAUCAAAUGGAUUUUCCAGAGAGACCAAAGAAAAAGAUCGAAACUAUUAGUUCGAAUCAUGUAACCGAAACGAUACCGAUUGCAUCGAUAGAAAAUCAACCCCGGAAACGUCGAAAUAAUUCGAAUAAAAAACCAACAACGACGAAAAAUCCAAAACUACAAGAUCGUUCCCCAAUAAUGGAUUCAUCGAGAAACGAUAACAUUUCUCGUGUGCAUGACAGCCAGGUUCUGCCUGUGUGCUAUAGCACUAAUCCAUCGAUGAAUAUGUUACCUCCAUCGGUGUUCAAUAUUUUAGCUGAUACUCAAUCGAUUCUAAACCCAAGUUUAUUUGAAAGUUUAGUGAAUGUGAAUAAUGGUCAGUUUGAUACUGUUACUGAUAACUGUCCUACGAUGAACCAUCUCAUACAAUGUGAUGAACCUCUUGGGCCAAGUGCUACUAACUAUGACACGCCGACCGAUAGUUACCCUGAUGGUAUUCAACCUUUGCUCUCAAAUGUGGACUUUGAUAAUCUUGAUUUUGAUUUUCUUGAUAAUACGGACCUUUGA
Messenger RNA from Rotaria socialis, 1509 nucleotides. NCBI's taxonomy places the organism in Eukaryota, Metazoa, Rotifera, Eurotatoria, Philodinida, Philodinidae. The record is from the annotation of a GenBank genome assembly.